Messenger RNA from Wyeomyia smithii (pitcher-plant mosquito), 639 nucleotides. Its product is annotated as anillin-like. Bases 323 to 571 code for a protein of 82 amino acids. Gene Ontology annotation, cellular component: actomyosin contractile ring. The transcript has 3 exons. NCBI's taxonomy places the organism in Eukaryota, Metazoa, Arthropoda, Insecta, Diptera, Culicidae. Gene Ontology annotation, biological process: septin ring organization; actomyosin contractile ring assembly; mitotic cytokinesis. The record is from RefSeq and is a predicted model, not a curated record.
UUGGCGAUGUCAAAUUUCGACAAACGGGAAGGAAAAAAAGAAGUUUUGUUUUGAUCGUGCGCUAGGAACUUGUUUUUAUUAAAUCUGUGUUUCGUUUGUAAGAAAUAGUUCCAGUGUAAGUGAAAAAAACUUGACCGUUCGUGCCUCUUCGGAGGAAUAUAGUCAUACGGUCAGACUCCGCUUUUUUUGCUGCUGCGAUUGCGCGUUUUUGUCGUGUUCGCGUAGUGUUUGUUUUGGUGAUGCUGAAUCAGCAGGAAUCACGUAGGAAAACCAGCGAACAAAUUGGACGCUAAAUCCAGUCGUCCUCCGGAAGCUACCGACGAUGUUCGAGGAUGAAUCCGGGUUCGGAGCACGGCAUCGGCGCUGGUAUCGACUGCAUGGUCAUCUCCUUCGCUAUUGGACCUAUCCUGAUGAUGAAAAAUACAAGCCUCCAAUCGGAAGUAUUGAUUUGCUGAAGUGCUCAGAAAAAUUCCGACGUCCACCACCGCCGGAUGAUGUUGAAUCGCUGGUGCUAGCAAAGCAAGGCAAUACUGCUAUUCAGCGGUAUUUGCUGUCUGCUGAUUGUGAGUAGUAUUGAGAUGAGUAUCUUAGUUAGUUAUUAGUUAAAAUUAUGAGUUCGAUAACAGGUGAAGAUUAGCG